AUGCAAUUGACCUCAUUGUUGCUGCUGUCGUCCCUUGGGACUACUGUGCUCGGGAACCAUCACCAUCCGAGCCAUCCUCAGCCAACAUCACUGGCACCGGGACUUUCUCUCCAGCGUCGGGCAGAUAGUACGCAGCAUAAAUGCGGACCAGACCAGGAAUGCGAUAACGGAGCGUGUUGUGGACCGAGCAACGUCUGUGGCUUUGGGCCUGUAUAUUGCGGAGAUGGAUGUCAGUCCAACUGCAAAGCAAAAGCACCUUGUGGUCAGUAUGCGGAGGAGCCAGGUGCUGAAUGUCCUUUGAAGGUUUGCUGCAGUGAAUUCGGGUUCUGUGGCACUACGGAGGAAUUCUGUUCAGGGGGCUGCCAAUCCAACUGCGGUAAUGUCUCUCGCCCAGACAGUGGUGUCACAGAUGUUCGCCAAAAUGUCAUUGGAUACUAUGAAAUGUGGCGUGCAAAUGGAGACUCGACCGAAUGCAGCUUGACGACCGCAAUGAUACCCGAACUCAUCCCCGUUGAAGCGCUCGAUCAGCUGAAUGUGGCAUUCAUUUAUAUCAACCCGGAUGAUUACAGUGUAGCCAACAUGGACGAGGUUCCUGACAGCCUAUACCACCGUCUUGCUGAUACCAAAACUAGGAACCCCAGUCUAAAGGUCUGGGUUAGUGUUGGUGGAUGGAAAUUCAAUAAUGACGCAUACUAUCCAUCUAUGCUCACUGACAUUGCCGCAUCGACAGCAAAGACAAAGCAGUUUGCAAAAGGCCUCCUGGACUUUAUGAACAACUAUGGCUUUGAUGGUGUUGACUUAGACUGGGAGUAUCCAGGGGCCGAGGAUCGGGGAGGUCGCAAGGUUGAUGUUGAGAACUAUCCCAAAAUGCUGCAGAAAAUGAGGCGUUUUUUCGAUGUCCACGGAGGCAGCAAGGAGUUUGGAAUAUCCAUCACCGUCCCGACCUCGUACUGGUAUCUCAGAUGGUUCGAUGUCAGCGCCCUUACCCCUCAUAUUGAUUCGUUUAACUUGAUGGCGUACGACCUUCAUGGAACAUGGGACAGAAAUAAUCCGAUCGGAAACUAUGUGUAUGCACAUACAAACUUGACGGAGAUAGACUUGGCGUUGGAUCUAUUUUGGCGAAAUGACGUGCCAUCCGGCAAGAUUAAUCUCGGGCUUGCAGGACCAGGUCCAAAGGGCGAAUGCACCAAUACGAAAGGAAUACUUUCAUACACAGAGAUUCUUCAUGAGAUGGACGAAGCAGGUGUGUCCAUCGGGCAAGGAAUUACCUACGAUGAAGACGCGGCAGUAUACUACUUCAACUACGGAAAAGGGGGCAAAAAUUGGAUGUCAUUCGACGACAGCGUCUCAUUCAAGGCGAAGAUCGAUCUUGCCAAUCAACGAGGCCUUGGUGGUAUGUAUAUCUGGGCCCUUGAUCAGGACGAUAGUAGUUUGCACGCUCUCAAGGCCGUGACGGGAAAGAACUACGUUCCCACGCCUUCUCCUGAAGAAGGAUUUGGUGCGUUCGAUAUGAACGACUGCUAUAUCACAGACUGCGGGGAAAGCUGCUCGCAUGGUGAUACCACAAUGGUCAGGCUGAAUGAAAAUGAAAAUGGCAAUGGGUGCUCUGAGGGCUUUACUGGUGACAGUCAACAACGAUCUUUGUGUUGUCCCGCCAGAACAGCCCCUGAUUCAUCAACGUGUAAAUGGAGAGGAGAGCCGAAUUACUUCGGUGUUUGUCAUGCCAACUGCGAGAUUGGAGAAGUGACGAUGGCACAGGAUGACUUUGGCGGAUCUGGAUCGCAUUGCGAUACCGGUGGCCAGAAGGCUUGGUGCUGUCCCGCGACAAAUGGUCAGAAGGCUAUCCAGCACUGUGCGCUUUCAAACUACGACGAGGAUUGCCCGGACGACAGACCACAAGAGCUCACCAGAGUUUCUCCUCGAAGACUUGGUGUUAGGCUGGGAGAAUACGCUCAAAAGUUUUGUUGCCCAGCAGAUCCGGAAUACAGCAAUUGUGGAUGGCAUGGAGAAGAGACUACCUGUGAUGGCAAUACCUGUCCAGUGGGCCAAGUAGAGCUUUUCAACUGGAAUGGCCGACACAGUGGCCCUCCAUCGCCACGCCUGGGAUGCUGGGGAGGAUCAAAGGCCUCGUUCUGUUGCGACCCUCCCCUAUCCGGUGGUUCUCCAUUCCUUCCAGUUCCUCUGGAGAAUCUUUUCCCGACUGCCAACAAGUUCAGCCAUUCGGUCGACACGAUAUUCAACGAGGUCAUUGAUAAUAGCCAAGAUGAUCCGGACUCAUCCACAGUGAAUGAUCCAAAUGAUAAUGGCUUUGCUUGGAUGGUUAUGGUGGGCGAAGAAGAGGAUGUUCAAAGUUUCUCAAAGCGCGAUGGCUCACAUCUCGAGCUGUUCGACUGUCCUGAUACACACCCAGAUGAUUACUCUGUUCAAAAAGUUAGAGCUGUUUGCACUGGUGGCUCUGACAGUAAUUGCGAGGAUAUCACAAAGGGAGGCGUCGAGGGAACCGUUGUCCGGUUACCCUCUCAUUGUGGCCCCAAUGAAUGGGUUCGUGCAGUUCACUUUGAGCGGUCCACCAAUACGAGUAUCCCUGGGCAUUUGCAGAAACGAACAUCAGAAGGAGCAGCUGUAUACGACUUUCACUAUGACUAUGAAUUUCAUCUCCUUCGAAGAGAUGGCGGGGAGAUUUAUUUCCGGGCGGACAUGUCUACACAUCCGGGGUACUACAAAGAGAUUGUUGAGGAUACCCCCGGGUCUCCGGUAAAGCGCGAUGCAAGUAACUGGAGAUCCCUGGACCGUCGUUGGUGGGCCGAGAAUGACAAAGAGUCCUGGCGGAAGCGGUUCCAAAACAUGUUGAAGAACGACAAAUCCGGGCUGAAGAAGCACUACGAGUACAGUCAGUGCCUGAUGGAUGUCUCUGCGCAGUGCAAGCAGGGUACUGUCCAGUCCAAGGCAAGUGUCUAUGGCAAGCUGGAUACAACAAUGGACAUGGGCAUGUCAUUCAUUGGAACACUCCGCAACUUCGCAUUCAGCGAGGCAUAUUCCUUCUUCGGCCAGAAGGACUUCAAUGCCACCAUGGGAGUGGGCGUAGAAGCCUAUGCGAAAAUGCAGUUCUCAAGUGGUUAUGUGCCAGUGGGGAGCUUUGACAGUUUCGGGGGAAACUACUUUAUCAAGGGCAUCUUCAAGGUCAAUCCAUAUUAUCAGGUUGAGGCACAAGUGCAGGCUGAUAUCAUACUUGCUGCCCAAGCGACGGCAGAGGUUGCUAUAUAUCAUCCGCGUUAUUGGUAUUUCUUGCCAGAUACGAUGAGCAGUAGCAUGCCAGAGCAGCCCGCUGGGAACUUCGACCUGACCGCAACAAGUGGGCCUGUUGCCGCGAUUGGAGACAUCACGGCCAAGACAGGAGGCAACCUCGCCGUUUCGUUAAGACCUACUAUUGGAGUUGAUAUUGGUUUGUAUAUUCCCCAGAAGAAGACGACGGAGGACUUGAUGCAUACUUCCAUCAAGCUGUCCACACAGGCAGACUUUGAGUUUGGGGUAGCCGCAUCUGCGGGAACUUCCUGCACAGGCAUUGACCUGUCUCUCAAGGCUGAUGUUGAUGUUCAGCUUGACGUACAGAGUGCAAUUUCGGAGUGGAACAGCAACAACUACACAUUCAACGCACCCAAGAUGAGACAGGUCUACGAGGAUUGUCUUCCCUUGCCUGACUUCUCCAAGCGGUCUAUUGACGAUGAUCACCAUCUACAUAUGGGAAACACCAGUCUUGCUCGCCGGGCAGCUGGUCUGGAUAUACCAGACUCAUCGAGCAGUACCUGUGCAUUCUCCACUCGAGGGGUUUACUGCGCAGAAGAUGAAACCGAGGACUCUCCCAGCCCCAAAUGUGACAUCAACGACCUUUCGGAUGAUGAUGAUGAUGAAGAAGACAGAAUCUCAGUCAUAAAACGAAGCGGCAAGCCCGAUUUCUCUUAUUGUAGGAAUCCGCGGAAGGGAGACACGUGGGAGGGUUUCCUCGACCCGGCCGAUGAAAGCUGUGUGAUUAGAUUCCCAACUUUCCCUUCCUCCGGAGACUUGGUGGAGAAGAAGGGGGUUCAAAACGUGGUCUCAUAUGAUGGCCUCAACUGGAAUGACUGCAAUGACUAUAGCUUUGGUGUUGUUCCCACGCCUGCAAAGCCAGGAACAGACAAAAGAGUAUUUGCCAGUGAGCAUGUGCUCGAGGUUCAAAUGUUACCACAGUUCUUUCAAGAAUAUUCAAAACGAUGGUCCAACCUGGAAGGUCAGAAGACAAAUCCCGACGCCCGUUCGCUCCCGGAUCCGUUGGGCGGCACAGACGAGCUCACCUUCUGUGAAUACAUGCCGAUCUGGUGGGGAUUUGAAGGGAGUCGGGGUGAAAGAAGAAAAAACUUCAUUGGAAAUGAUUAUGUUGCUAAGGCAUACCCUAGCAAUGAGGAGUACAUAGAUGAAUGGAUCCUUUUGCCCGGUGACCUGAAUUCGGGAACAAAGGCGGGAUGGUUCUCUGGCACCACAUUGGCGGGGACCACAAAGCUCGAGAAGUGUAAAAUAGGAAAGGAAAAAUACAAUGCGUGCUUGAGAGUUCUCAAGAAGCAUAUUCUUGUCUGGAAAUAUCUUGGAACGCCUGAAAUCCAGACGACGCUUAUAAAGCAGGUCAACCGGGUUGCCGACAGACUGAAGAAAGCUGAAAACGGUCUUCUUGAACAUCAUCUUCGGAAUGCCCCAAAUUCGAGAAUCACAGAGCCAUACAAACCGCUGGAGCUCGCAGACGAAUGGAACAAGUGGGUCAAAAGACGGUACGCGGAGGUCGAGGAUUCAGUCUAUGUUUUUCUGGACAAGUGGACAAACACAUUUUACGAUAUGAACCGGCCUCAGAAUCAGAAUGGCCAACUUCCUCCAGGUCAACGCGUCCAGAAAAAUAAAGACGUCAUCAAGAUGAUGGAGAAUCUGCAAAGUGAGUUUAGAGGUCUUCAGCGAUGGAACAUCAACUGGGACAGGAAGGAUACCAAUGGUGAUCCCAUUAUGUGAGGGACAGCUUUACUCAAACAUUUGUGGGGAGCAUAUAGCACAUCUAUCGAUCGCAACAGUAAAUUAUCACCCAGGCUUUGCCAUAAGUAGCCUUUAUAUUUUUGGGCA
Molecule: messenger RNA, 5136 nt
Organism: Aspergillus wentii DTO 134E9
Lineage: Eukaryota; Fungi; Ascomycota; Eurotiomycetes; Eurotiales; Aspergillaceae
Exons: 18
Coding region: 1-5028 (1675 amino acids)
Biological process (GO): carbohydrate metabolic process
Molecular function (GO): chitin binding; hydrolase activity, hydrolyzing O-glycosyl compounds
Source: RefSeq, a predicted model, not a curated record